AUGUACUUAAAGCUCACUGAAAGAACAAUGAACCAUUACAACCUAGGACAACCUGACUCUUUUUGGAAAAGUUUAUGGGAUCUCAAUGUCUCUCAAAGAAUUAAAAUCUUUAUAUGGGAAGGACUGCAAGAUGCUCUUUCCACAAAUCUGAAACUUUCGGCCUUCAUGGAAGAUCUCCAUUCCAAUUGCUCCUUUGGUUGCAAUACAAUAGAAUCUACAGAGCAUUUUCUUUUCUCUUGUCCUUUUGCUAAAUCAGUAUGGGCUGAAAAUCCUUUCCCCAUGACUCUUAAUAUACAUGCUUCUACUUCAUUUCUAGAAAUAUGCAAGGAAUGGUUAGGCAACAAAAACACUAAUAUUUCGAUAGAAAUUAUCUUGACAAAAGCUUGGUUCAUUUGGAAAGAAAGAUGUAAUAAGGUCUUUGAACAAAAACAACAAUCUAGUACCCAAUUAGGUAUAAAAAUUCAGAGAUACUUGGAUUACUGGUACAAGGAUAAUUUACCUAGAUGUUUAUCUACCACUCAUAACACUAAAAAGCAAGUUUGGUUAUCUCCUGAGAAAGCUCGGCUUAAAAUUAAUAUAAAUGCAGCUUGGAAAUCCAUGAAUUUUCCAGCAGGUUUUUCUUUAAUUGCAAGGAAUGAUGCAGGAGAUUUCAAGACACGAAAAGCAGGACCUCUUAAAGCCACUACCCCUGAAGAAGCGGAAGCUUUAGGAUUCUGCAAGGUGCGCAAUGAGCAGCAGAGAAAGGAUUAUCAAAUUUUUCUAUGGAAGGCGACUGUAAAAACCUUUUUGAUUACUUGA
Molecule: messenger RNA, 798 nt
Organism: Papaver somniferum (opium poppy)
Lineage: Eukaryota; Viridiplantae; Streptophyta; Magnoliopsida; Ranunculales; Papaveraceae
Exons: 1
Coding region: 1-798 (265 amino acids)
Source: RefSeq, a predicted model, not a curated record